AUGGGCAACCCUCUCCUCGACAUCUCCGCCGUCGUCACCGCGGACGUCCUAACCAAGUACGGCCUGGAGCCCAACAACGCCAUCCUGGCCGAGGACAAGCACGCCCCGCUCUACGCGGAGCUCUCCGCGCGCCCGGACGUGACCUACGUCGCGGGCGGCGCCACGCAGAACUCGAUCCGCGUCGCGCACUGGCUGCUGCAGUCCCCGCGCGCCACAUCCUACUUCGGCGCCAUCGGCAGCGACGCCUUCGGGGACACCAUGACUGCGUGCUGCCAGGCCGACGGCGUCAACGUCCACUACUUUGUCAACGCCUCCCUCCCCACGGGCACGUGCGCAGUCGUCAUCACGGGCAACAACCGCUCCUUGGUCGCCAACCUGUCCGCCGCCAACACCUACCCGAAGGAACACCUCGACGACAAGGAGCAGUGGGCCGUGGUCGAGAAGGCAUCCAUCUUUUACACCGCAGGCUUCUUCCUCACCGUGUCCCCGCAGUCCAUGCUCGCCGUCGGCGAGCACGCGGCCGCAGAGGGCAAGACCAUGUGCUUCAACCUCUCCGCCCCGUUCCUCAUGCAGGUCCCGCCGUUCCUGGAGGCCAUGAAGAACCUCCUGCCGCUGGUUGACGUUUGCUUCGGGAAUGAGACCGAGGCCGCCACCCUGGCGGAAGCUAUGGGAUGGGGCACCAACGAUGUCACCGUCAUCGCCACCAAACUUGCCCAGUGUGAGAAGAAGACUGUGCGCCCCAGGACCGUCGUUUUCACCCAGGGCGCCCAGCCGACCGUUGUCGUCGUGGCCGAUGCGACCCGCGUGUGGUCCGUCACCGAGUACCCUGUCCUCCCAAUCAAGCCCGAGGAUAUCCUCGAUACCAACGGCGCGGGAGAUGCGUUUGUCGGCGGCUUUCUCGCGGGGCUCGCAAAGGCCGUCCCGAUCGCAGAUUGCGUGCGCUACGCCAACUACGCCGCCAACGUUAUUAUUCAAAAGUCUGGCUGCACGCUUCCGCCCAAACCCACUCUAUCGUGA
Molecule: messenger RNA, 1017 nt
Organism: Chondrus crispus (carragheen)
Lineage: Eukaryota; Rhodophyta; Florideophyceae; Gigartinales; Gigartinaceae
Product: probable adenosine kinase
Exons: 1
Coding region: 1-1017 (338 amino acids)
Biological process (GO): purine ribonucleoside salvage
Cellular component (GO): nucleus; cytosol
Molecular function (GO): adenosine kinase activity
Source: RefSeq, a predicted model, not a curated record